Messenger RNA from Tachyglossus aculeatus (Australian echidna), 2829 nucleotides. RefSeq names its product hippocalcin like 4 (gene HPCAL4). Gene Ontology annotation, molecular function: calcium ion binding. Bases 252 to 827 code for a protein of 191 amino acids. The record is from RefSeq and is a predicted model, not a curated record. The transcript is spliced from 5 exons. Lineage: Eukaryota; Metazoa; Chordata; Mammalia; Monotremata; Tachyglossidae.
AUACAGGAGAAGAGACCCAGAGACAGCUGAGACGGGGAGACAGAUCUCUCCUCGGGGCUCCGGACAGGAGGUGGGGGAGACCUGAGCUUGCCGACACCCCCUGGACCACCCCCAGGAAGGGAGGAAGGGACUUGGAGAAGUAACCUCACCUGAGCCUCAACUGCUCACUAGAAAUAAUUUCUGACCCUCAGCUCCUGGAACUGGACAAAGACCUUCUCGGAGAGGCAGGAAAAGCCCGGGCUUGGUCCACCAUGGGGAAGCAGAACAGCAAACUGGCCCCUGAGAUGCUGGACGACCUGGUGAGGAGCACGGAGUUCAGCGAACACGAGCUGAAGCAAUGGUACAAAGGCUUCCUGAAGGACUGCCCCACGGGCAUCCUCAACCUGGAUGAGUUCCAGCAGCUUUACAUUAAGUUCUUCCCGUACGGCGACGCCUCCAAGUUCGCCCAGCACGCCUUCCGCACCUUCGACAAGAACGGGGACGGCACCAUCGACUUUCGGGAGUUCAUCUGCGCCCUCAGCGUCACCUCUCGGGGCAGCUUCGAGCAAAAGCUCAAUUGGGCCUUCGAGAUGUAUGACCUGGAUGGGGACGGCAAGAUCACGCGCCUGGAGAUGCUGGAGAUCAUCGAGGCCAUCUACAAGAUGGUGGGCACCGUCAUCAUGAUGCGGAUGAACCAGGACGGACUGACCCCCCAGCAACGUGUGGACAAGAUCUUCACCAAGAUGGACAAGGACCGAGAUGACCAGAUCACCCUGGAGGAGUUCAAGGAGGCGGCCAAGAGUGACCCCUCCAUCGUCCUCCUGCUCCAGUGCGACAUGCAGAAAUAGAGGCCCCGGGGCGGGGGUCCCUCCCCGGACCAGUCUCUGUUCCCUCCCUAUCCUCCCUGACCCUUCGAUGUUUCCCCUUCCGCUCCCCUCCCCGCACGCUCAGGCCCGGGCUGGGGGCAGGUGAGAGUGCGGAGGGCCAGGGUCUCCCCGUGGACCAGGCAGAUCCCUCCCUCUGUCUCUUUCAAAUCUUCCCGAAGCCUCGUGCCGCCCCUGCCCCUCCGUGGUCCCGGGCCUAGAAGUAUCGCCCGAGAAUGGCCAACCUCCCUGGCCUCCGGGGACCAAGGUCAACGUUCGCCCAGGCAUGCCCAUGGCAGGGCUGCCUGAAGUCCACGUGAAAGCACUCCCUCACCUCCCUCACCCUGGCGCCACUGCCCUGGCUCCCCAGCCUCCCAGUGACUGCCCCCCGCCAGAAGCGUGGCUUGGACCGUGGCCUGAACUGGUCUUCCGCCCCAGUGUUGUUUCUCCCCGCUCCGGGUAAGGGGACCAGGAGGGGCAGAGAGAGCUAGGGGGGACCCGCUGCCCAGGAGAGCUGGCGGGGAGGGGCUUGGACCCCCUGCCCAGGAGAGCCGGGGGCGCGGGGCUCGUGCUUUGACUGAUGUUGCUGUUCUCGGGGAAGGGCCCUCUGUGUCCACAAAUGCACAUUCAUUUUGAUUUUAAUGUUUUCAGGUGAUUAAACUGCAUGGGAACUGAGCUCAGCUGUGACCUUUAACAGCGCAGAGAGAAGUGACUAACCCAGCAGUGGGCAAGGGGCAAAACCUGAGAUGGGGAACUGCCCGAACCCCCCUUUCUGAGACUCGCGGACCCUUGCGUGGCCCCUGGCAGUUGAGUUAUGGAUUCUGAUGUUCUGGGGUUGGAAGUGGAGGGGGGCUCUGUUGUGGACCACCUCCGGGCUCUGCAUCGGCCCAGGGAGGGCCCCAGGGGCGAAGAGGGACAUACACCUAUUUGUCAGAGGCAGGACUAGAGGGGAAGGGGUCCUGGGGCCUUAAGAGGAGGCUCAGGAAUGGUUGGGAUCCAGGCUGGAAAGGGAGGAGGAGGAUGGGGAUGGGGAACCCCCGUACCCCCCAACACACCCCCAUACACAGCCUCUGCCAAGCCCCUCUCCCUAUCCUGGGUGGCCAAGGCUGGGGUUAGUCAUGCAGGUUGGAUGCCGGCCCUCGGAUCCAUUGGAAUUGGGAACCCUCCUUGGGGAAAGAGCUUGGGAUCUUCUCAAAGCCGCUAAAAAAUGGGAAGGGGAGGAGGCUGGGGCGGCUGACUCCAGACAAGGGAAGUUGGAGGCCUCAGUGUUGCAGGGAGGUCUGGAAGAAGCCCAUUUCUUAGACGGCACCAAUAAAGGUGGUUCGCAGGCAUCGGGGGCUGUGGGUUGUAUUGAGGACUCUCCCCAUCUCCCCUCAACUCCCGGUGUGCUCUGCCCUGAGACGUGACGAUGACCUGCUCUCCCACGGGGUCCUUGAACCUCCCCCUGGGCUAAGCUGAUUCCCUGGGUCCCCCCGAGUGCCACCAGGGGAAUAAUAAUAAUAAUGAUGGCAUUUAUUAAGCACUUACUAUGUGCAAAGCACUGAGUGGGCCCCCAAACCUCCUUGCACAAGAGUGGGGGGCCCAGUGAGUGGCAGGUGGGGAGGCAGGGAUCGAGGGUCCCCCAGCUGGAACUCUGAAAUUCCUCGAGGCCUAGAUUUUGUCUCAGGCCGUGGUGAUGGGGAAUCUUGGACGGGGAAUGAGAAGAAACUCAUCAAAUGGCAGUAGCAAUGGGAGACCAGAAGAAGCCCCUCAAGGUCCACCUCCCAGCUGGAGGGGAUGCAGAGCGGUAGGUGUGUCUCCUCUGAGCUAUUGGUUUUCCUAAAAGUCUCCCUGGGCCGGCCCAGACCCCUCCCCAGCUUGGUGUUCAAGUUCACAGCUGUGUUUUCAGUUGACUCUUUGUGCUUGGAUUUUCAUCCUCACUGGUAGAAAAGUGGAGUUGUUCUAUUUUUUUAACUAAAAAAACCCCCAAUAAAACGUGCCUGACACA